AUGGACACCUAUACCUUUGCAACAUCUGCCCAGGUGGAUUUACCGAUCCAUCUAAAGAUAUGCAGCUUGGAAGGAAAACAGAAAUCGGUACCCUUCUCCGUCUUGAUCAAGAAUCCUGACCUUCGACAUCUCGGGUCGAACCAGAGCCCUAUUUCCGACCUGUACAUCACCGUGCAGCUAUGGGCGAGCUCGAAACCUCUAGGCAUGCCGGUCCAGACGGCAUACAAAGCGUUCAAAACGAGCCGUACAUGGAAUGAAUGGCUUACAGUUCCAGUAUCGAUUAAAGAUGCACCCAUCAAUAGCCAGCUAGCCAUCACAGUUUGGGAUCUGUCACCUCUGUGUGGGAACGAUGCUUAUGGUCAUUCUGUUCCCUUCGGAGGGACUACUGUAUCAUUGUUCGAUGAAGACGGUACUCUAAAAAAAGGGAGACAGAAGUGUAAAAUCUAUAGACACAAGGCGGCAGAUGGACUUUCGAAUACCACGACACCUUCCACACCGGUACAAAAACGGCGCCUAUUUCCACAUAUAGACCAUGGCCUUACCCCGGAAGAAGAGGAGUUGGAGCGUUUGGAAAAGCUCUUAAAAAAACAUGAAAUGGGCGAGAUCCCCCGAGUUGACUGGCUGGAUCAACUUGUAUUUCGGGCGGCGGAGAAGAAAAAAUUAGAGGCCGAGGAAUCUGCAAGAAAGAAUGCAAUACGGAACAACGCUGCUAGGGAAAAGGCCCGAACCAAGUCAAAUCGCGAGGCAAACAACCUCGAUGAUGACGAAACAGAUGAUAUAAAUAAUAAUGAAGAGAACUUCGUCCUCUACAUCGAAUUUCCACGUUUUGAUUUUCCCAUUGUUUUCGAAGACUUUGAAUACCCUCGUCCACCGAUAUCCUCUUAUUCUCAGCAACCUAUGUCGGGAUCUAACUCUACCCUCAAGCCCCCUCCGGAAGUCUGUUUAGGCCCCGAUAUAGAUGGCGCGGGGAAUGAAGAUGAUAUCCAUCGAAUAAUUCGAAUAUAUGACCCUGAGGUCGGCCAGAAAGGAAACCCUUGCGAGGACAAACAUCGAAGACUGGUUCGUAGUCAUCGAACGGGCAUUAUGGAUCGCGACCUCAAGCCAAAUCCGAAGAUUCGUGAUGAAUUGCAUGAUAUCAUGUUAUAUGGCCCCACAGAAGAACUCAACUCCGAGGAGAAAGACCUUGUGUGGAAGUUCAGGCACCACCUCACUCGGGACAAGAGAGCCCUGACUAAAUUUGUGAAAUCUGUGAAUUGGCAAGAUGUUAGCGAAGCCCGACAGGCUGUUGAAAUACUUCCUAAGUGGACCGAGAUUGAUGUAGACGAUGCAUUGGAACUUCUUGGGCCGACCUUUGACAACCCCGCUGUACGGGCUUACGCUGUUGACCGGUUGAGGAAAUCCGAUGAUGAGGAGCUUCUUUUAUAUCUGUUGCAACUAGUCCAGGCCUUGAAGUUCGAAACAAUACCCAAUGAGGUUUCUGAGGAUGUAACUCGAGAUUCUUCGCUGACUAGUUUCCUAAUUAGCCGAGCCGCAAAUAAUCCACUUCUUGGAUGCUAUUUUCAUUGGUACCUCAUGGUCGAGUGUGACGAUGCAGGCCCUAGCACCAUUUCCGUCCAUCGCAAACUAUUCGCUCGUGUUGAGUACUAUUUCAUGGUCGAGCUGGAGAAACAUAACCCCGAGCAGAGGAAAGUCCUGUUACGACAAGGUGAACUUAUCACAAUUCUCACUAAAAUCGCCAAGGAUAUUCGUUUCUCCAGAGUGAACCGUGCUGUCAAAAUCGAAAAGCUGAAGAAGUUUUUGACGGACCCUAAAAAUGAACUUGCCACCAUUGACCCACCUCUCCCGCUCCCCCUGGAUCCCGAAGUUCAGGUUACCGGUUGCUUCGCGGAGGGUUCCAAUGUUUUCAAGUCUUCACUCUCUCCUCUCCUAAUCAAUUUCAAACUCACCGAUGGACGAAAAUAUCCAGUAAUUUUCAAGGUCGGAGACGAUUUGCGACAAGACCAGCUGGUUAUACAAAUAAUCAGUCUGAUGGAUCGCCUCUUGCAAAAGGAAAAUUUGGACUUGAAACUCACACCCUACCGUAUCAUUGCCACAAGUGCCAAUGCCGGCGCGAUGCAAUUUAUCCCUUCAACAUCCCUAUCAGCAGCAUCCGCAAAACACAAGGGCUCAAUCCUUACAUAUCUGAAAGCGAACAAUCCAGACGACAAUGAACCGUUGGGUGUCCGCAAAGAAACCAUGGAUACUUAUAUAAAAUCAUGCGCUGGCUACUGCGUGAUCACUUACCUUUUAGGUGUUGGGGAUAGACAUCUAGACAACCUUCUUCUUGCACCCGAUGGACAUUUCUUCCAUGCCGAUUUUGGCUUUAUUUUAGGCCGUGAUCCAAAACCAUUUGCGCCCAUGAUGAAACUCUGCAAAGAAAUGGUAGAAGGUAUGGGUGGAGCGUCGUCUCCCAAUUAUAUCCAGUUCAAACAAUAUUGUUUUACGGCGUACACCACCCUGCGCAAAUCCGCAAACCUAAUCCUCAACCUCUUCAGUUUGAUGGUCGAUGCAAACAUCCCUGACAUCCGCGUCGAGCCAGAUAAGGCUGUUUUAAAAGUGAAAGAGAGAUUCCAUCUGGAGAUGAGUGAGGAGGAGGCAAUUCGCCAUUUUGAACAGCUGAUCGGCGAUAGCGUGAAUGCUAUAUUUGGAGUUGUCAUUGACCGCCUUCACGAUUUCGUUCAAGGGUGGAGGGCGUAG
Molecule: messenger RNA, 2736 nt
Organism: Paracoccidioides brasiliensis Pb18
Product: phosphatidylinositol 3-kinase VPS34
Exons: 2
Coding region: 1-2736 (911 amino acids)
Biological process (GO): phosphatidylinositol-3-phosphate biosynthetic process; phosphatidylinositol-mediated signaling; autophagy of peroxisome
Cellular component (GO): peroxisome; cytoplasm; endosome
Molecular function (GO): 1-phosphatidylinositol-3-kinase activity
Source: RefSeq, a predicted model, not a curated record